AUGGUGCGGAAGAAGUCCACACUCACGAGAUCGUCGUCGCCCCAUGAGCAACAGGACAGCAGCGAUGAAGAGUUUUCUGGGAGGCCAGCCGAUGCGCGCAAGCCUCAUCAGGCGCUGAAACGUCAACGUCAGCAGCAAGUUGUCGCUGGCUCUGCCACUUCUGGAAGGACGCUCCGCGAUUUGCUUGGUCUGACAGCCGCAGACGACUACAUCGAGUCAUCAGCCGCCGUUGCAGACAGAAACCCACAUCGUAUCCGUGGACACUCUCCAGAAGCCAAACACAGCAUCGAUACGGACGGCGAGACGUCGCGUAGGCUGCGUAGUACCUCGCCUUCCACCUCCACAUCAUCAUUGUCUUCCUCUUCGGAAGAUGAGCUUGUGCUUCCGCUAUCGCGAGCACCUCGAGAACCCGCGGUUCCUGUACCGCCCAUAACACCUCGGAACGAAUCCAGAGAGCCUCUGCUGUGGGCCCGUUUAGGUCGCAGUCAGCCGUGCACUGAUUCCGAUACUGACGACGAAGAACCGGAACAAGCGCUCAGCUUGGCUACCACUGGCAAUGGGACCCUGCAGACGAGUCUCAAACCAAGGCCGAGCUCAGCUCUUAGCGACAGUCAGACGAGCGACGAAGAAGAUGAAGCCUUCCUCGCCGUCAGGGCACCAGCCUUGGCGUCAGAAACUUCGUCGAACGCACCGGCCCGCCCCAGCACCUCUGACGCACCACCCAAUGCCGCUUCACAUGGUCAGAGACCAUCCUUUCCCAUCCCUGACGAGCUCAAGGAUAUCGUACCAUUGGUCCUCGCACCGAAUGUUCAAGUCCCUGCCGCCAUCAAUCGUUUCCUUCGAGGCUAUCAGCGCGAUGGCGUCCGCUUCCUCUAUCGAUCCUACGCAGAAGACAGAGGCGCUUUACUUGGUGAUGACAUGGGUCUCGGAAAGACGAUCCAGGUCAUCGCAUUCCUCUCCGCUAUCAUGCGAAAAACGGGUCGAGAGGAAGAUGCGGACCGUCGUAUCGAAGCUGUGCGUAGCGACAGACAGCGUUCCGGUUAUCACCGUGCGGACGCCAUUUGGCCCACAUGCCUUAUCAUCUGCCCCAGCUCGGUCAUUGACAAUUGGCGUCACGAGCUCGACACGUGGGGCUAUUUCGAGCACGCCGCCUACAGCGGAACGCGCGCCAAGGAUGCGCUCGAUUCCUUCCGCCGCGGUCGACUCGAUAUCCUCGUGACCAGUCACGAGACGGCCUCGCUCUCGAUCGAGCAUCUGCGCGAUAUCGACCUGUCCUGCGUGAUCAUCGACGAGGCUCACAAGCUCAAGAAUCCCAGCUCUCAGAUGACUCAGGCUAUGCAAUCUUUCCGUUGCAAAGCUCGUCUGGCAUUAACGGGGACCGCGAUCCAGAACACCUACCGCGAGCUUUACACGCUGGCCGACUGGACCAAUCCAGGUCUACUAGGCACAGUCAAGGAGUGGAUCGCCGAGAUCGAAGACCCGCUAAAAUAUGGACAGAGACGUGGCGCAGAUCCCGAACGCAUCGCUGACGCCAGGACUCGUGCCGAAAAGCUGGUCAAGAAUGUUCUGCCCUUGUUCUUCCUGCGCCGCACCAAGGCGCUCAUCGCCGACCAGCUUCCACGCAAGUUCGACAAGAUCGUCUUUUGUCCGCUGACAUCCACGCAGCUCAAUGUGUACAAACGCAUCUUAUCGGAGGACGAGGUGGACUUGAUGAAGCGGCAUGCCGAUCCCUGUGAUUGUGGCCGACUGGAUCCGGAAACGGGCCUUGCCUAUCGACGCCAAAACUGCUGCUUCAAGCGCGACCGCAAAGGAGAGUCAUGGAACAAGAGCAUGCUCAAGUACAUCUACCUGCUUCAAAAGUGCUCCAAUCAUGUUGCACUCGUGUUUCCAGAUCCCGAGGAUGCGAGCUCCAAAGAGCCCGACCGGAUGGACAGGUACAAUCGUCAGCAGUCCUACGUGCAGCUCAUAUUCCCUGAUAGUUGGCAGGGCAAACGCUGCAACGCCGCCAACGGGAUGGAGCCCGAGUUUUCUGGGAAAUGGAAAGUGCUGGCUGGGCUGCUCGCGCAGUGGCAUGCUGAUGGCGACAAGGUGCUGCUUUUUUCAACCAACUUGCGGCUGCUUCAAUUCAUCGAGUUCUUCUUGGCUCGCGAAGGGCACAAUUUCCUGCGUCUCGACGGCACUACGCCGCAGACGCGUCGUCAACAGCUUGUCAACCAGUUCAACAGGGACAGCAGCAUCUUUGUCUUUCUCAUCUCCACUACCGCAGGCGGUACGGGUCUCAAUUUGACUGCAGCAAAUCGCGUCGUCGUGUUUGACCCGCACUGGAACCCGUCGCAUGACCUGCAGGCAAUGGAUCGAGCGUAUCGUUUCGGUCAGUCGAGGGACGUCUACGUGUAUCGCCUGAUCGGAGCAGGUUCGCUUGAAGAGGUCAUCUAUGGAAGGCAGCUGUACAAGCAGCAGCAAAUGGAGAUAGGCUACAAUGCGACCAAGGAACGCCGCUACUUCGAAGGCGUGGCGGGCGAUCAGGGCAGUCUCGGAGAGCUGUUUGGGUGCAAGAACUUGUUUACGCUGCACGAGAGCAAUUUGGCGAUGAAGUCGAUCAUCGACGAAUGCAACAUUUCCGAGGUGACGUUCGCAUUGGAGCAGUAUCUCAAGACGGGCUCGCUCGACGAUCAAACAAGUGCAGACCAAGCUUUCGCAGAGCGAGCUCACAGUCAACAAGCAGACAUCACAGAGAAAGCAGACGGUGCAGGAGGUGAAAACGCGUCGGUGCAGCCGGAUGCUAUCCGGAGCAUCCUUGAGGGUAGUGGCAUUGCUUACAGCCACGACCAUGCAGCUCUCGUGGGCCACAGUGCUGCUGAAGCUGCGCUGCAUCGCAAGACUGCGCAGCAACAAGGGCCCAUUCAGCAGCGCACUCGGAGGACGAAAAGCGGCGUCAGUGUUGCCAAGCAAACAGGCUCGUCGCGGUCCUCUGGCACUUCCUCGAUCAAGAAAGAGGCGCUCGAGGCUGCUACGACGCCUGCAGCCAUCUGGCCACCUCCGCGCUCGAAACCGGCCUCUUUCAAUGAUGCAUUUUCCACGCAGGAAGAAUCUCAAUCGCUGGCGGUGGCAGAGCAAGGCCUGCGUCGAGCUGUAAAUAUGGACAACGUUGACGCCGCCAGCAGCUCGACUCGUAUGCCCGACUUAACGGAUCUCGCUCGACUGCAGAACAUUACCGAAGUCGAAUUGGCCACCGCCGUCAAUGGCAUGUCGGCAGCAGAACAAAAGGCGUUCUUUGGCGAUGCUGUUCGUCGCUGGAACGGAAAGCGCAGUGUUCUUGCCAAGGCAGCAGUUCAGCACCAGCAGCAGCACCAUCAAUUUUUCUGA
Molecule: messenger RNA, 3366 nt
Organism: Sporisorium graminicola
Lineage: Eukaryota; Fungi; Basidiomycota; Ustilaginomycetes; Ustilaginales; Ustilaginaceae
Exons: 1
Coding region: 1-3366 (1121 amino acids)
Molecular function (GO): ATP-dependent chromatin remodeler activity; ATP binding
Source: RefSeq, a predicted model, not a curated record